This is a messenger RNA of Psilocybe cubensis, 3060 nucleotides long. RefSeq lists its product as uncharacterized. The transcript is spliced from 15 exons. Gene Ontology annotation, cellular component: nucleus. The record is from RefSeq and is a predicted model, not a curated record. Gene Ontology annotation, molecular function: DNA-directed DNA polymerase activity; DNA binding. Bases 1 to 3060 code for a protein of 1019 amino acids. Gene Ontology annotation, biological process: double-strand break repair via nonhomologous end joining. Lineage: Eukaryota; Fungi; Basidiomycota; Agaricomycetes; Agaricales; Agrocybaceae.
AUGUCUGAAUUCAACAUCAAGCAGUAUUAUGCCGAACAAGAUGAACACAUGAACCUCAAGGAAGAGACUCUAGAGGAAUAUUCAACACGAACGACUUCCUCGAGACGCAGGGCCGAGAGUGACAAGACAAACGCGAUUCUAGGCGCAGCUCCACCUGCAGCACCCCUUUUGCCAUCGCACGAUAUAGCAUCCGCCCCUGAACAUCGCAGAACCAGCGAAAAACGCAAGGCAUCCUUUCUAGAGCCUGUAGUACAGAAGGACAAAGUGAUCGAUUCAGAUAAAAUCAGGGCCAUCACCAGUGACACCACUGGCUUGAACAAGAUGCCGUUAGCACCCUCACAAACGAGCUUUGCUACACCGCAAAGGUCAGGCGACCCGAAAGCUCAGAAACCCAGUUCUCCAAGUUUAGAAGAUAUUGAUUCUUUUACGGUUGACUUCGGUAAUGAAAUAAUGUUCCUAUCUAGUGCAAAUGUUGAAAGACGGGACCUCAUUCCGAUAGAUGUCCCUCCCACAGUACAGAAAAAAAGACGUGUCGACGGUAUUCGCAGUCCGCAGAUACCUGAUACAUGCAGCCCCAUAUCCAGUUUCUCCGUUAGCGCAGUCCAUUCUCCUCAAAAGGUUAGAUCGGCUCCGAAGGAUGACAGUGGUCCUUCAGUUCUCCGUCAAGUGGUCCCGUUGCACUUGGUCUCCCAGGCGGUUGAAAUAGAAGCAAAGUCGAACAAAGUACCAUCGGACCCUCCAACUUCCCCAAUAGAGGACCCCAGCAUGGUCAUUGAAAUUUCAUCUUCUAACGAUCCCGUGGCAAUAAAACCUCUAAAAAAUGCUCCGAGUAAGAUGUUGCUCGAUAUUCAAGAACGAAUCGCCGCAAAGCAGGCUGGAAAGGGUCUCGAUAAAGUACUGAAAAUUUCCUCAAAUUCAGAAAUGGCAAAAGCGAAGAGCAGCAAGCCGAUUUCCUCUUAUACCGUUAAGGAGGCCCUUGAACAACCGAUCACAAAAACGGCAUCGUCGGAGCAGAAAGGAAAGCAGUCUCAUCUUUUCAACCCACUGAAGAAAAUAACACAGGCGAAAAAGCCAGCUACGGCAAAAAAGGUCAGGGAGCUAAUGUCCGGUGCCCAGUGUGCCGAAAAAGUACUGAGUGACCUCGCCUCAAACACGAUCAAACUCCGGAAAUUGCGUCCAUUAGAAGGAACAAAUAUUUUAUUCGUUGGCGCAGACGCACUCCAUGCUACCAGGGAUACUGAAGAGAAAAUGACACAGAUUGUCAGAUACGGUGGGAACCUUAUGCCAAACUAUAAUCCAGAUACAACCUCGCACAUCGUCUCGGCAGAGAACAACACCAGAAAUGUACUUAAGGCAACAGGCGCCCCAAACGUCAAGGCCAUUCCUGAGCGCAUACCUAUAGUUACUUGGAAAUGGGUGGAAGCGUUAAUGAAUUCAAGAUCUCCGGAUGAUAUAGCAGAAAAACUGCGAGAGACAUGGAAGUAUCAGUCAUUUCAAUCUCGAGUUGUCUUGACUCCGAUUACCUCGCUCAAAACAUACAAAGAGUUUAAGAGGAAACAGCAAUCAAAAGCUACGACAAUAGGAUACGGUGGCUCAGAUUGUGAAGUCGCUGUGCCCUCGACCAGCAGCAUUCCACCCGUCCCAAACGUUGGACAAGAUGUCCCUUCAGCCACUGCUUCAGUUAACGAUGAUCAACCCCAUGUAACUAACCGCCAAGUUGGCGCUCUUCUGUCACCGCCAAGCUCUCCUAGGAUUCACAACAUAGGAGUUUCAAAGGUACCAACGAGUUCCGCUGUUCUAUGUAGCGAUCCCAAUGACCCGUUGGCCGAGUUCUAUGGCCGCCCGCGAGAACAAAAAGAAAUUGAAGAAAAAUUGACUAGUGGUGAUGAUAUUAAUAUGAUAGAGCAACGGGGUGGAGAUGAGACCGAUGAAUCCGAGCCUGAAGACGGUAGGCCUUUGCCUCGAUCGAAACGAGGCUGGACUUGCGAUACCAUGAGGCCCAAAACGAGCUCUCAGUGUCCAAAUCAAGAUAUCAUUGAUAAGCUUGAAGAGCUGAUGAAAAUUCACGAUUCCAAAGUCGGAAGUGAUCAGGCUUGGCGUGUACGCGCGCUGAGUAAAGCAAUCGGUGCGUUGCGUAGUCACCCUCACCGCGUCAGGGGGUAUAGCGAUGCCAAACGCAUUCCGGGAAUUGGAGAAAAAUCUGCGAUGAAGAUAGACGAAAUUAUUAAGACAGGAGCUCUUCGACGCAUUGUAUAUGAGAAUUCCGAAGAUGUACAGGUCACUAGUCUUUUUACUGGUAUAUACGGCGUCGGGCAAACCAUUGCCCUCAGAUGGUACGCAGCUGGAUGCCGCACGUUGGAAGACUUGAAAGUCGGCAAAGGUGGAGUCAAGUUGUCUUCAAUUCAGAAAAUUGGGCUCCAAUUUUAUGAUGAUAUAAAUGAACGCAUGCCACGAACCGAAACGAAACAUAUCUACGAUCUUAUCAGACCUAUUGGUGACAUACAUAUCUAUGGGGAUGUCGUAAAACUACUAACCAAACCUGCAGCACUUUCUAUAGAUUCAAUUUUAUUUGUUGAAUUAAUGGGGAGUUAUAGAAGAGGAAAAACCACCUGUGGUGAUAUAGACAUCCUAAUCACCCGACCAACCGAUGACGGAUUGACACAUCGUGGUGUUCUCUCGCGCCUUAUUCAAGAACUUCACAAACACGGUAUUAUCACAGAGGACCUCGCUCUUCCAGACAACCCGUAUGAUCUCGAGGCAACAUACCGAGGACUCUGUCGGCUUCCUGGAUUAAAGGAUGCGAAGAGAAGGAGAAUUGAUAUAUUGACUGUUCCAUGGAAAUCAAGAGGGGCGGCCUUGUUGUACUAUACGUUUAACCGCGCCAUGCGCCUCAAGGCUAACCAUAUGGGCUAUUCAUUAAAUCAGAGGGGCUUGUUUGGCGGAGUAGUCCGCGACCCCUCUGAUCGUCGUAAAAAACUUGACGAUGGCAAGUUAUCAAAAAUUCUCUUGACUAUACGCUCUGAUUUCUAUAUCAGGACAAAUAGUUGCCUCAGAAACUGA